AUGUGGGGUCUUGCUUUUCCUGUUUGCCAUGGUAGAACUAGAGCAGUUCUGAAAUUUGGUUUUGGAUUUGGGAGUCUUGCUACCAGUUGUGAGCUCAACAAAGAAAACACAUUUGUGUCGGCGUGGGCUUUGGAGGAGCAAGAUAUUGGGGACGAGGUUAGUGUAGAGAAUUCAACAUCGGGAAAUGGGUUGUUGGCGGAAUGUGGGAGUAGGGAAGUUGGUAUGGAGGGGAGUGAUGAGGUAGAUGGGAGAAGUGGAGGAGAAGGAGGGAAUUGGGAGGAGAAGAGUGAGGUUGUUGAUGUGCGUGCGCUGGCGUCGAGGUUACAGUUUGCUAAAACAGCUGAUGAUGUGGAAGAGGUUCUGAAGGAGAUGGGUGAUUUGCCCCUUCAAGUGUUCUCCUCCAUGAUCAGGGGUUUUGGAAGGGACAAGCUGAUGGAUUCCGCGUUUGCUGUUGUUGAAUGGCUUAAGAGGAGGGGUGAAGAAACUAAUGGUAUGGUUGCGCCAAACUUGUUUAUUUUUAAUAGUCUUUUGGGUGCUGUGAAGCAAUGUAAACAGUUUGGAGAGAUGGAUAAAGUUCUGGCUGAUAUGACGCAGGAAGGGGUGGAACCGAAUAUUGUAACUUACAAUACUAAAAUGGCAAUUUAUGUAGAACAAGGACUGAGUACUAAAGCCCUUGAUGUCCUUGAGGAGAUUCAGAAGAAGGGCAUGAUUGCAUCUCCAGUCACCUAUUCUACGGCAUUGCAGGCUUAUCAAAGAAUGCAAGAUGGAAUUGGAGCCUUAGAGUUCUUUGUCGAGUUCAGAGAAAAGUAUCGUAAUGGUGAUAUAUGUAAUGUUUCAGAAGAAGACUGGGAAAGUGAGUUUCUAAAGCUUGAGAGCUUCACAAAACGUGUUUGCUACCAAGUAAUGCGGUGGUGGCUUGUGAUGGAUGAUGAUUUAAGCAUCAAUGUGCUAAAACUUCUAGUAAAUAUGGAUAAUGCUGGGAUUCCACUUGGUCGGGCAGAACAUGAGCGCCUUUUGUGGGCUUGUACCCGUGAAGACCAUUAUAAUGUGGCAAAAGAAUUGUAUUGUAGGAUAAGAGAAAGGCAUUCUGAAAUAAGUUUAUCCGUCUGUAAUCACGUGAUUUGGGUGAUGGGGAAGGCUAAGAAAUGGUGGGCAGCUUUGGAAAUUUAUGAGGAUAUGUUGGACAAGGGGCCAAAGCCAAAUAACAUGUCAUAUGAAUUGGUAGUAUCUCACUUUAAUGUUCUUCUGACUGCUGCUAGAAAAAAGGGAAUUUGGAGAUGGGGUGUUAGGUUGCUCAAUAAAAUGGAAGAGAAAGGUCUUAAACCAAGAAGUAAGGAAUGGAAUGCAGUUCUUGUUGCCUGUUCCAAAGCUGCCGAAACUUCUGCUGCUGUUAAGAUUUUUAGAAGAAUGGUGGAACAAGGUCAAAAACCCACAAUCCUUUCUUACGGUGCCUUGCUCAGUGCCCUUGAAAAGGGGAAACUCUAUGAUGAGGCUCGACAGGUGUGGGAACAUAUGAUCAAGGUUGGUGUAAAACCCAACCUGUAUGCCUACACAAUCAUGGCCUCAGUUUUCAGUGGACAUGGAAAAUUUAAUUUGGUAGAGACCAUCCUUCAAGAGAUGGUUUCAUCAGGGAUUGAACCAACAGUAGUCACAUACAAUGCAAUCAUUAGUGGCUGUGCACGAAAUGAUUCAAGCAGUGCUGAUGCAUAUGACUGGUUUGAUCGGAUGAAAGCUAACAAUAUUCCUCCUAACAAUGUUACUUAUGAAAUGAUGAUUGAGGCUCUUGCUAAGGAAGGUAAACCGAGGCUUGCAUACGAGUUAUAUUUGAGGGCUCAAAAUCAGGGCAUUCACCUCUCUUCAAAGGCUUAUGAUAUUUUGGUUCAAUCCUCAAUAGAUUUUGGAGAUAGUUUUGAUCUAAACCUCUUAGGGCCUCGUCCACCUCCGCAUGCAAAGGAGAAUUUGGAAAGUAGAUAAUCUUCUACCUAAAGCUUUUGAAGAACUCAGAGAUGUCAAGCAUUGAUACUUGAUAGCUAGAGAGAGAGAGAGAG
Messenger RNA from Fragaria vesca subsp. vesca, 2048 nucleotides. Its product is annotated as pentatricopeptide repeat-containing protein At3g46610-like. NCBI's taxonomy places the organism in Eukaryota, Viridiplantae, Streptophyta, Magnoliopsida, Rosales, Rosaceae. The record is from RefSeq and is a predicted model, not a curated record. Gene Ontology annotation, molecular function: protein binding. The coding region runs from base 1 to 1974 and encodes 657 amino acids. The transcript has a single exon.